Messenger RNA from Rhododendron vialii, 2409 nucleotides. RefSeq names its product transmembrane 9 superfamily member 3-like. Gene Ontology annotation, cellular component: membrane. Gene Ontology annotation, biological process: protein localization to membrane. Bases 260 to 2038 code for a protein of 592 amino acids. Lineage: Eukaryota; Viridiplantae; Streptophyta; Magnoliopsida; Ericales; Ericaceae. The transcript has 7 exons. The record is from RefSeq and is a predicted model, not a curated record.
GGUCCAACUCUCCAGACAAAAAAUACUGUACUAUCCAUUGGAGGCCUGGCUUGCAUUGCACUGCCUUGAAUCAAACCUGCCUUGAAUUGCCUUUGAUCAAACCUCCACUAUUAUACUCCUUCUACAGUUGGACAGUUCUACAUGUACUCGUCCAUUGGAGGCCUGGCUUGCAUUGCACCUGUGCUAUUCUCUCUCUCUCUCUCUACAUUUCAUAUUCUCUCUCUCUCUCUCUAGAACUCCCCGAGGGUUCGUGAGAGAAAUGGCGGGGUUCUUCGUCGCCGCCGUCGCAAUAUCAUUGCUCGUAACUUGCAGCCUAACGCAGGUCAGAUCGGACGGGUCGGAUCACAGGUACAACUUCGGCGACCCGGUCCCUCUCUACGCCAACAAAGUCGGCCCUUUUCAAAACCCUAGUGAAACAUACCGCUAUUUUGAUCUUCCUUUCUGUGUUCCAGAUCAUGUCAAAGAGAAAAAGGAAGCUCUCGGUGAAGUAUUGAAUGGAGACCGGUUAGUCAGUGCCCCAUAUAAAAUUGAUUUUUUAGUUGACAAAGACUCUGAGAUUGUUUGUACAAAGAAGCUGUCGAAGGAUGAAGUUGUGAAGUUCCGAAGUGCUGUCACAAGAGACUACUACUUCCAAAUGUACUAUGAUGAUUUGCCCCUUUGGGGUUUCUUAGGAAAGGUUGACAAGGAAGGCAAAGCUGACCCUAGGGAUUACAAAUAUUACCUAUUUAGGCGUCUUUAUUUUGAGAUUUUUUACAAUAAGGAUCGCGUUAUUGAGAUUAAUGCGCGGACUGACCCUAGUUCCCUUAUCGACGUCACCGAGGAUAAGGAAAUUGAUGCGGAUUUCAUGUACACCGUCAAGUGGAAAGCAACAGAAACUACUUUUGAAAAGCGGAUGGAGAAGUACUCACAGUCUUCUUCGCUACCGCAUCACUUGGAAAUCCAUUGGUUUUCAAUAAUCAAUUCAUGCGUGACAGUUCUCCUCUUGACUGGUUUUCUUGCCACGAUUCUCAUGCGAGUCCUAAAGAAUGAUUUUGUCAAGUACGCUAACGAUGAGGAGGCGGCUGAUGAACAAGAAGAAACUGGGUGGAAGUACAUCCAUGGUGAUGUUUUUAGGUUCCCAAAGUACAAGUCACUGCUUGCUGCAGCUCUCGGUUCUGGCACCCAGCUAUUCACCCUUACAACUUUUAUCUUCAUACUAGCAUUGGUCGGUGUUUUUUAUCCAUACAACCGGGGAGCUCUGUUCACUGCACUGGUUGUCAUAUAUGCCCUAACAUCAGGGAUUGCAGGCUAUACAGCGACUACUUUCUAUUGCCAGCUGGAAGGAAUAAAUUGGGUGAGAAAUCUGUUGUUGACUGGAUGCCUGUUCUGUGGGCCUCUGCUUCUCACGUUCUGCUUCCUCAACACCGUUGCAAUUUUUUACAGUGCCACAGCUGCACUGCCAGUAGGUACAAUUGCUGUGAUACUCCUUAUAUGGACUCUAGUCACAUCACCUUUGCUAGUUUUGGGUGGUAUAGCUGGAAAGAAUAGCAAGGCCGAAUUUCAGGCUCCUGUACGGACUACAAAGUAUCCGAGAGAGAUCCCCCCAUCGCCAUGGUAUCGUGGAACUCUUCCUCAGAUGGCAAUGGCUGGGUUUCUGCCUUUUAGUGCAAUCUAUAUUGAACUCUACUAUAUAUUCGCCAGUGUUUGGGGUCACAGGAUCUACACCAUAUACAGCAUCUUAUUUGUAGUCUUCAUCAUUCUCGUAAUUGUGACUGCAUUUAUUACGGUGGCUUUGACAUAUUUUCAACUCGCUUCUGAAGAUCACGAGUGGUGGUGGAGGUCUUUCCUUUGUGGUGGAUCAACUGGUAUAUUCAUAUAUGCCUACUGCUUGUACUACUACCACGCAAGAUCAGAUAUGUCUGGUUUCAUGCAAACCUCGUUCUUCUUCGGCUACAUGGCUUGCAUAUGCUAUGGUUUCUUUCUCAUGCUCGGAACAAUAGGAUUCCGUGCAUCUCUGUUCUUUGUCCGCCAUAUCUACCGUUCAAUCAAAUGCGAGUAGAAUAUUGGAUGGUUAGCCUUCUACGUCCAGUGGCUUGCUCUAUACGAAAUGUGCAGCCGCAUCAUUGAUCAUAAAGGAUCAUGUGGGAAAGCAGGAUUUCUAAGGAAGGAGGAAGCUUGUACUGAAUACGACUGUGUUUCAUGAAAACUGGAAACGACUCCGUUUUUUGACAUCAUCUUCGCAUUACUCCAUUUUAUACUGGUAUCCUAGUUUUUAGUCAUUUUUUGUAACUUAUUUUUGUUCCAUUUAGAAAACGCAAAUGUUGCAGUGUUUAAAAUAAAGAGUUUUUUUUUUUCAUUUCAUGUACUAUUUUCCCAUUGUAACAGCAGACGCGGCUUUGAAGUUCCAAAUCGAUUUCUUUUCAUUACAAA